AUGGGUUUUCUAGGCUUUACGAAUUUCAGUGAGCUCGUGCUCUUCUUUACCAGCAUUGUGUCUGGGAUGGUUAUCCUUUUGGGUCUGAACGCUGUCAACGCAACACCACCAUUUAUGCUUGAAUAUUAUAAAUAUAUUAAACAUGAUGAACAUGCAGUGUCCGAUUAUCCCAAUUUUUGGCGAAAUGUCCUAACUUAUUAUUGCAUUGUCACCGAAGUCACACAAGCGGUUCUGCAGCCAGUCAAUCUUCUUCCCUUUUUCCGCCGCUUUUCCUACCUUUUCCGUCUUGAGCUUGGAUGUAUGAUUUCAAUGAUGGAACUUCUUAUUACGUUGCUGAUGCCACAUAUAGGAGCCUCAGAGUCAGGUGCCGUUGUCGGAAUUUUAAUGGCCGCCUUCGUGGGCGGUUUGGGGCGAGCCAUAUUCGAGAACACCGUCUUUGCCCUCUUCGGCACAUGCCCACCAAAGAUUAUCAUCGGCGCUAUGAUUGGCGUACCGGCAUCCGGAGUCUUAAUGUCUGUCUUACAGAUUAUUCUGAUUGGAUGUAUGCCAAGCAACUUCAAAUCGGUCUUUAAACAGUCGAUUAUAUACUUUUCCAUUGGUAUCGGGCUGAUCACCGUCUCUGUGCUGCUUCUGAUAUUGCUUUUCUUUAAUAAGUUCGCCAAAGGUUUCAUCCCGGAGCUUCGCUCGACGCGAUCGGCUUGGCGAAAUAUUUACCGCCCAUUAAAGCUAUCCGAAGAAUUACCACAGAAUGACCCAAGCAAGAUUUCCCUUAAAAAUGAACAUGGCUCAACGCACGAGGCAGGAAAUGAUGCAACCUCUUCCCCGCAAUUGGACAUCUUCGCGACAACUGAUUCGGAGCCCAAAAAGCAGUCUAGUAGCCCUCAGGAUGAUACGAAUAUCGACCCCGAGGGACUGAUAUCCACGGAACUUCUUCAGCGAGUCAGACUGUGGGAUGUUAUAAAGAAAAUUUAUACCAUGCAGAUUGCCUGUUUUCUAAAUUUCUUCGUCACGUUGCUCAUUUUCCCAGGGGUUUUCCUUAAGAUCAACUUUACGGACAUCUGGUACACCACACUUGUCAUUGCGAUCUUCAACUUUACCGAUUUCAUCUCACGCGGGGUGCUGAUUUGGAAAAAACUACGAAUCUCGCGAAAGAUGGUAUUGAUCUUAUCCAUUGCGCGAAUUGCGCUGAUUCCACUGGUUAUUUUGUGUGGGAUGCACAUCAUUCCAGGCAAGAUGCCGGGGUACAUCUUAAGCGGCAUUCUAGGCAUCAGCAAUGGGUAUGUGGGGACUUUGAGCAUGAUGUACGCGCCGACCUCGCCCGGGUUGAGGGGAAAUGGCGACCACGCGAUGGCCGCACAGGCGUGUGAUGGGGCACUGAUGUUGGGUUGUUCUUUGGGCGCCCUUUCUCAACUGGGGGUGGUGCUUGCCUUUUAA
Messenger RNA from Phytomonas sp. Hart1, 1434 nucleotides. NCBI's taxonomy places the organism in Eukaryota, Euglenozoa, Kinetoplastea, Trypanosomatida, Trypanosomatidae. The record is from the annotation of a GenBank genome assembly.